UAAGUUGGGUGGUAUUGUGGUGGGGUCUUCAACCCGACUCAAGAACUACCGGAUACUCUUGGUAGAGGAUGAGCCAAUCACGCUUUUUGCUCCCCUGCAAGAUCUUCCCACAUAUCUUCAGAAUGGAGCAAGCCGAAGUCCGGGACUACGGGGACCAAAAAGUUCUGAAGACCUAUAUCAACGGCUUUCCCUUCACGGAUAUCUGGUGCUCUUCUCAACAUCUACGCAACGACAACAUACCCAGACAUGGCUCUCACCGAGCUGCUCGGAGCCCUCCCGUUGGUCUCCAGCGGGAUGCCCAAAUUCCAAGUUGCCGCCAUCUAUCUCGCCAUUGGCUUUGUCUCUUGGUACAUUAUCUCAUCCACUACGGCUUGGUAUCGUCUCAAGGCCUUUCCAGGCCCUCCUACCACCGGCUUUUCCAACUUUUGGGCCGCUAGAGCUGUGUGGACCGGCAAAACACGCAAGAUCUUUCCCGAGACUCAAGAGAAAUAUGGCCCAAUUACUCGCAUUGGGCCCAACGCUCUCAUGGUCUGCGAUGCCGCUACCGUUGUCAACAUCAAUGGCGUACGCGGCGGCUACGCUCGGCCAAAAGACUUCUACGACUGCAUUCGAAUGGACCCAUGGGAUCAAACUGUCCUCUCAGAGACUGACUCAGCUAUGCACAACGAGCGCAAGACAAAGGUCUACGCAGGCUACCAGGGCAAGGGCGAGAUGGAUCUUGAGAAGGAUGUCAACAUGGUCGUUUCUGAGGCCGUCGAGCUUGUUCGCACCAAGUACAUGCACUCUGCCACUUCUGGACCCAAGCCCCCCCUGGACUAUACCCGUAUUGCUCGACACAUUGCCGUCGACGCGGUCACGCAGACCGGUUUUGGCAAGGCUUGGGGUGAUGUCCGCGAAGAAAAGGAUCACUUCGGCUGGCUUGGCUUUGCGGAUAUGGCGGUUGGGUAUGUGCAUACCUUGGCCUACAUUCCUGCAAUCAGCAAGAUCGUGCUGUCAAAGCCCUUGAUGGCUCUUCUAGGUCCGAAGCCAACAGAUAAGACCGGUAUGGGUGCUUAUCUCGGUCUCAUCGAGCGUGAGGUUGCUAGACGCUACAAGGAUGGUGAAGCGAAGGGUAGGCCCAUCAAGGCCGACACUGGCCGCUCAAGCAUGCUUGACGAAUGGGUCAAACAUGGCGUCACCCAACGGACGGCCGUGCUCGAAGUGUCCGCCCAACUCCCCGCCGGCACCGACACCACCGCCUCCGCCCUUCAAGGCACCAUGCUCUACCUCCUCUCCACUCCCUCCGCCUACUCGCGCCUCAAGUCCGAGAUCGCCACCGGCAUCCGCGAAGGCCGCAUCUCCUCCCCCAUUACCGACCAGGAAGCCCGCAAGCUGCCCUACCUCCAAGCCGUCCUAAACGAAGGUAUCCGCAUGAUGCCUCCCCUCAUGAACGGCUUCCCCCGUCAGGUGCCUCCCGAGGGAGACACUAUCUGCGGCAAGUUCGUGCCCGGAGGUACGGACAUCUUUGUCAAUUAUAUAGCGUUGUUGCAAGAUAAGAGCGUGUUUGGCGAGGACGCGCACAUGUUCAGGCCGGAGAGGUACCUGGAGGGGGAUGAGGAGCACAGGAAUCGGUUGUUCAAGACGACCGAUUUGGCGUUCUCGCAUGGAAGGUGGAGGUGCUUGGGGCAGAAGCUGGCUUGGUUGCAGUUGCAAAAGGUUACUGUUGAGUUCAUGAGGAACUUUGAUAUGCAGAUUGUGGAUCCGAUGCAUCCUUGUAACUUGAGGUGUCACUGCACGCCGGAGAUGGAUGAUUUGAUGGUGAGGAUUACGGAGGCGAGGUUGGAUUAGGUGUUGAGACACUACAUGAGGAACACAUCUCGGAAGAUGAAACAUUACAAGGUUGGUGUCCAAGCCAAAAAAAA
This is a messenger RNA of Neurospora tetraspora, 1901 nucleotides long. Its product is annotated as cytochrome P450. Gene Ontology annotation, molecular function: heme binding; oxidoreductase activity, acting on paired donors, with incorporation or reduction of molecular oxygen; monooxygenase activity. The coding region runs from base 247 to 1827 and encodes 526 amino acids. The record is from RefSeq and is a predicted model, not a curated record. Lineage: Eukaryota; Fungi; Ascomycota; Sordariomycetes; Sordariales; Sordariaceae. The transcript has 4 exons.